UUCUCCGCAGAACAACGCAAAAAAUGUCGUCCAGCAGAACAUCUAGACGUAAAUCUGACAGAAAAGGCAAAUCCAGGUCUGUGAAAGCGAAGAAAAAUGCCGAAGUUGUUGAUCACGUGAUAGAAACAUUUGAGGACGGCCGUGAUGUUGUUUCGUCCAUUCUUGAAGAAACUCAGAAAUCCGAUGGGAAAAUUGACGAUGAAAUUAUAAGCAUUGCCAGUGAUGCAUUGCUUUGUUUAGAAGAAGUGUAUUGCGAUUCGAAUUCAACACAAGCCAUGAGUCCAAUUGAAAACUGGGGAUCUGAAAUGAAUGCCAUCUCGCUUGUAAUCGGUGAAGGUGAUGAAGCUGUUCUGUUGAAGAGCAAGAUCCAGCAGCUGACCAACUGUCAUGAAAUUCAAAUUUGUAAACAAGAAGAAUCGUUGGAGUUGUGUAAUAACAAAGGGUUUGUUCUUAUCUGGUUGCUGAUGGACAUGCCUGUUGGACCAGAUAUCCUUAGUUUGACCACAUCUAUUAGAUAUACCAGUAAAUGCAACAGAGGCACAGUUAUAAUAGGUGUAGCAAAUGAUAUUUCCUCAGUUGAUUUAAGGCGUCAUGGUAUAGAUGAAAUUGUUCUUGAACCUGUGGAAGAUGGACUCAUUCGACAGAAAUACUCCAAAUGGACAUCCAUCACUAUUAUUCCUGUGGAUUUGGAUUGUUCUGAGAUGGACAUUAAAGAAAUUCCAUCAUCUUCUGAAAACCCUGGUACACCAAUGUCACCUUCUACAACUAUAUGUGCAGAACAACCCAUAAGAGGUGGAUUUAGUAUUUCUGUGGACAACAAGUCUGGUCAACUUAGUCUUGCCCAGCUUGGUGGAUUAAAUAUUAUGAAAUGUAUGACUUCACAGAUGAAUGGACAACAGACCGAAAAACUUAAACAACAGUCUGCUAAUGAUCAUACAACUAAAGAAAAAGUUCGAAGAGAACGAAUCAAGGACAGUUGUGAUCAGUUACGUGUUCUGCUACCAUACAUAAGGGGUCGUAAGACUGAUAUGGCAUCUAUUUUGGAAAUGUGUGUAGACUUCAUUAAACUGGUCAAUGCAGCUCUUCCUCAAGACUUUCAAAACCAAAUUACUGAUAUACUGGCCAGGGAUUCCACUAUACCAGAAUCUCCUACACCAAGCAAAAAGAAGAAAUCCAAGAAAGAAGAGGCUGACUCAAAUGCUGUUUCAUCAACUGUUGAUACAGAUAUAAAUAAUAAUGAAAUGAAGGCUGUUGGCUAUGGACAGCAGUAUCCCAGUGAAGGAAUAAAAGAUAAUGAUCCCUUUAUGAGUUCAAAGUCAACCAAACGUUUCCUUGUUCAGGCUGACAAGUUUUUGUCAUCGCCUCCAUCAACAAGCUGUAUAUCUAAUGCUUUGACACUCGGUCAAUAUGAACCACCCAUGUCAAGGCCUGGAUCAGCUGUCAUGGAUCAGCAGCAGUCACCAUACUCUUUUAGCACAGGACCUCAUGCAUUUUAUAAUGAAUAUGAUAUACAGAAUUUUCAUAGGACAUACAACUCACAUGAAGCAUAUCCAAAUGCUUUCUUUGGCUCACCACUGGCAUCAAAACAAACUGGAAUUGAUCGUGAUGCAUUCAGUAUGUGCAUGGAACCUCAACCAUAUUACCAGUUUUAUGGAUCCAAUGCCAUUUGUCCAUACAACAUGCCCCAGAUGCCAGAUCAUGUCAAUCCGAAUGCUGUAUUACCUGUUAGCCAUAACAAGUCUACUCAUAGCAUUACUUACGAUGAAUCUAAUGUGUUAUCCCAGCAUACUCCUUUGUCUUCAGAGGAUGUUAAACCUCAAGAGUGACCAGAAUUCUUACAAGGAUUGUAUACUAUAGGAAAAAGGAAAGACCUCAGAAAAGUCAUUAAAGAAUAUGGAAAAAGGGUAAGGAGAUUGAUCACUUUCCUGGUUUUAUGAAAGCAAUGUAAGUUUUGAAUAUGAGUAUCACACAGUUUUAAUAUUGGCUUGGUUAUAGUAAUAUUAUUUAAAGAUUUGCCAUUAUCAAUUCACUGCUGUGUAAAAUUAUUGUAUCUUGGGUUGGGAUUUCAGUGACUGUCCAUGUUUAUUUUUUAAUAUAAAUUUUAGUGUUCAUAAUGUUUAUUCAUGUACAGAUAAACUUGUGCAUUUAUACUUCCUAUUUUUGUUGUGAUUUCUAUUAAUAUUUUAUGUUUAUAAAUUGUUAUGUUAAAGGGAUUGUUAUAAUGUUUACUCUUUUUAGCUCCUUGAUUAUCUUAACAAAAGAAUGAAAUUGAAAAUUAUUAUAAUUAGUGUAAGAUGAUGAAAUUAUUGUUUAGAGAAUGAUACUUAUUAUGUUUAGAAUUUGAGAAUAGAUUAAUGUCUCCAGAUGAAAUAUUUUAAUGAUAUAAUUGUUUGAUCACAAAUGUAAUUGUUUGAUCACAAAUGUAAUUGUUUGAUCACUAAUGUAAUUGUUUGAUCACAAAUGUAAUUGUUUGAUCACUAAUGUAAAUGUUUGAUCACAAAUGUAAUUGUUUGAUCACAAAUGUAAUUGUUUGAUCACUAAUGUUAUUGUUUGAUCACAAAUGUAAUUGUUUGAUCACUAAUGUUAUUGUGUUAUUGACUAUUAAUUGUGUGUGAAAAAAUGUUUGAUUACUUAUAUUUGUUUUCUGUGUUAUUUGAAUUUAAAUGAUCGACUGGUGUGGCUGUGAGUGUCGACUUUGAGUUAUAAGUUCUGGAUUAAGUAGGUGCUUUGGAAACUUUGCAGAGAAAUAUAGACUCGACCACUGUAUCAAGUGUGAUACCAUAUUUCUCCACUAAAGACAUUUAAAUAUUCAAAAAUGAAAUAUAAUGCUUGGGGAGCAUUAAAAAAAUCGAAUUUUGAACUAUCUAGAAUUAUUGUAUUGCACAUGAAUAUGGUGGUGUUUCUUUAAAUUCUCAAAAAAAUUAUGAUGGUACAUUUAUGUGUUCUUUCAGAAAAGAUGUUGUCAAAUAUGGACACCUUUUUGAUAAUGUCACAAUAUCAAAUUUAGAGGAAGGUGUUAUAAUUUGACAUUAGAAAUGUGUAUCAUACAUACUGAUGUAGGAUUUAUAAUUAUUGUGAGUUGUGUAUAUUCUGGUCUUAUUUAGGAAUUUUAUAUUCCUAUGUCCUGUUUUACAAUUCUAAGUACCAAUAACAUUUUAUGAUUUUCAGAGUUAUGAAGCUAAAAGUUAAGCUUAAAUAGGAUAAAAUAUUUUUAAUUACUUUACUAUUAAGGCUCGAAAGAAAGGAAUUACUGCCCUAUCUUUAAGUAUGCUUGAUUUAAAAAAUAUUGCAUUUACUAAAAAAAAUUCUCUAUCUUAUUCCAUCUUGAAAGUAAGUUUAUUUCAGCAAAGAUGAAUUUUGCCUGAAAUAAUAGUAUUUAGAUAGAGUUAUCUCUCUUGAUUCAUGAAAAUACAUAUCAUGUUUUAAUAAUUGUUCGAAUAGUGAUGUCUUCCACUUGCAUUGUGAUAUAUUUACCUUAUUUUUCAAAACUCUGUCAGGAACAGAGCGGUAUCUGUUGAAUUUUGUUUACAUGUUCAAUGUUUCUAUGACAAUUUUUUAUAGCAGCUUAUGGCUCAUGUAUUUUACAGUUUUGGUACAAUGUCAUGCUUAAAUAAAUAGAUGAAAUUUAACUAGAUUUGAAUUAAUUUAUUUAAUUUUGUUCAUUAAUAAGGUUAUACAAUUGCCCAUAUUUAAAAAUUAGUUUGUUAGAAUUAAGAUAAAAAAAGUUGAAAGUUAGAUCAGCUUUUUCUACAAAUUCAAUUUUUUAAAUGGAAGUUAAUUGGAUGGCUGUUAUGAAUCAGUAUAUGGGAGGCCAUUUGGACAAGCUAAGUCAUUUUAUUUUGUUAUGGUUUAAGCUAGGUUAUUUUUACAUAUUGUUGAUACUGGUAAAACCAGCUGUAAUGUUCCCUUUUUUUUAUCCAGCUUAUAAAAAAAUUCUUGGAUUUUUUUGUUUUUAUUGGAUAAGGUUAAAUAAAUUUUAGGUAUACUUCUAAUAACCUAAAUUGCUGAAAUGUAAAAUAAAAGCAUUUCCAUGAACUUACACACAUUAAAAAAAUCUACAUUAUAGGCAGAAAAAGGUAUGUGUCUGGAUUUUCAUAUGAAAUGUAUGAAAAGGAAAAAAAAAAACUUUUUGAAAUUGAUUAAAAUAUCAAAAACAUAUAAUUCCUAAUUCAUCACCUCUUUUUUUGCUAAGAUUUGCUCCCUUUUAUCAAAUUUGUAAUUUUCAAAUAAAAAUACUAUUGCAGCAAUGCUUUCUCUCCUAAAUCCACAAAACAAAUGAAUAUAUUUACACGUUGUUUCCUUGGCAUAUUUAAGGCAAUGGCAUCAAAUCAGUUAUUUGUAAAUUCAGAUAAAAAAUGAGACAUAGAAAUAAUGCUAGCCUGUUUCUAUUUUUAGAAGAAAUAUGGUAAGAAAAAUAAAUGGUUUUAGUGGUUGCCUAAUGUUUUGAUUUUAGUCUAAUAUACUAGUUGUUUUUCACAAAAUUGUGCCAUUUUCUUCUGAAAAAAGGAGUAGUUUUAAAAUAUAUGUUUUUCCAAAAUCACACUAAAAGUUGACAAAAGCGAGGGAAAAAAAACUGGUUACAGUACACAAGAAAGCCUGAUAAAAAAAAUGAAUUUUUAAAGAAAAUGUUACAUAUCAUUAUGUUUGGUAUUUACUUGUUAGUUUUAUAGAAUUACAGGAACAGUUGUGUCUACUGUUAUCAAAUUUCAACUUCUUUUAAUAGUUUAAUUUUGCUUGAUGUACUUUUAUGUAUCAGGAUAAAGUAUAGAAAUUAGAAUUUCAGAUAUUACUGAAGAGUUCAUCGAAUUCCUGGAGUAAAUUGAAGUAAAUCAAAUAAAGUGAUACCAUUAGAUUUAAUCCAGUAUUGAUGUACUAAGUUACUCUUUAAGGUUUGUAUGUGAAGUUAGACAACAACACAUUCUGGGUAGGACUUGUAAUCUGUCUAGCUCAAAAUGUAUGUAAACAUUUUUAACACAUCACAGUUAGUGAAUUCGGUAUCAAUAAAGCAUUGAAUGAUGUU
This is a messenger RNA of Mytilus californianus (California mussel), 5020 nucleotides long. RefSeq lists its product as uncharacterized. The transcript has 11 exons. Lineage: Eukaryota; Metazoa; Mollusca; Bivalvia; Mytilida; Mytilidae. Gene Ontology annotation, cellular component: nucleus. The record is from RefSeq and is a predicted model, not a curated record. Gene Ontology annotation, biological process: regulation of DNA-templated transcription; spermatogenesis. Bases 24 to 1826 code for a protein of 600 amino acids. Gene Ontology annotation, molecular function: RNA polymerase II cis-regulatory region sequence-specific DNA binding; protein dimerization activity; DNA-binding transcription factor activity, RNA polymerase II-specific.